Molecule: messenger RNA, 2884 nt
Organism: Monopterus albus (swamp eel)
Lineage: Eukaryota; Metazoa; Chordata; Actinopteri; Synbranchiformes; Synbranchidae
Gene: arfgap3
Product: ADP-ribosylation factor GTPase activating protein 3
Exons: 16
Coding region: 132-1730 (532 amino acids)
Biological process (GO): COPI coating of Golgi vesicle
Molecular function (GO): GTPase activator activity
Source: RefSeq, a predicted model, not a curated record
CAUAACCACGUGUACGUUUUACCCAAUCUGCGCCAGGCCAUGGUGUUCUCCUACUGACGUGUCGUAUUCAGCUAUUAUCGGGGAAAAGGCGUUUUGUUUUCAUGCUACUUCUUUAACCAGCAGGUAGAACCAUGUCAGAGCCCAGGAAACAAGAUAUUUCUGCCAUUUUUAAGCGACUACGCUCCAUUCCCACGAAUAAGAUUUGCUUUGAUUGUGCAGCUAAGAACCCCAGUUGGGCAAGUAUCACCUAUGGUGUUUUUCUGUGUAUAGACUGCUCUGGGACUCACAGGUCUCUGGGGGUACACCUGAGCUUCAUUAGGUCUACUGAGCUGGAUUAUAAUUGGUCUUGGUUCCACCUGAGAUGUAUGCAAGUGGGAGGCAAUGCCAAUGCGUUUGCAUUUUUCAGUCAACAUGGGUGCAUAUCCAGUGCUGCCAAUACCAAGUACAACAGUCGAGCUGCUCAGCUGUACAGAGAGAAGAUAAGGACUUUAGCCACACAAGCCACCAGAUGUCAUGGCACUGACCUGUGGCUUGACAGUCAGGCUCCUUACUCUCCAGUGUCACCUGAUGACAAACAGGUGGAUUUCUUCAAUCUGCAUUCACAGAAUGAUCCUGAAAAUCUAAACAUGGCCAAAAUGAGCCUCACCUCCUCCACAUCAGAGAAGCCUUUAACCCCAGAAAAAAAGGAAGACAACAAUGGUAACUCAGAGGAAGGUCCAAGUGUGGAAAUGCUGAGUGUUUCUCCAAAAGCAAAUCCAGAGGUGUCCUCUCUUCUCAAAAAGAAGCCAGCUGCUGCCAAGAAGACCUUGGCUGCUAAGAAGGGUGGUCUGGGCGCUCAUAAGGUUAGCAGCCAGAGUUUCUCAGAGCUGGAGAAGAAGGCUCAAGCUGCAGACAAGCUCAGAGAGAGAGAAGAGGGUGCCGUUAGUGCCAAGAAGAAUAUCCAAUCUGAGGAAUCCAUCACUCCAUCCCUGCGUCUGGUUUACAAAGAUCUUGAGCAGCAGAGGAAACUAGAGGAGCAGAAGUUGAAGGGAUUCGAGGGCAAGAAGAAGGAGCAAGCUGAGCGACUGGGGAUGGGUUUAGGUAUCAGGAGUGGAGUUUCUCACUCUAUGACAUCAGACAUGCACAUCAUCCAGCAGGAGAAUCCACUGGGGACCAAGACCACCAGAGGACGGCAGUUAGCUGAGGAAGAUGAUGAUGAUGAAGGCUCAUUCAGCUCCAGAGUCUUGUCCCGGUUUGAGGAUCAAACUGAAGCAUCAGAUAAUUUCUCCUCACGUUGGGGUGAUGGAGGGGCUGGUGGAGGUUGGAUGAUGGAGACAAAGAACUCAGAGCGUGACAUCUACUUGUCCUCCACUAUAUCUUCACUAGAUGACAGGCCAACAUCCAGAAGAAAACCAGAAGCGGUGCCAGUCUCAGACACAGGAGAAGCUCGGAGGAAGUUUGGAAAUGAGAUCAAAGCCAUCUCCUCUGAGAUGUACUUUGGAAAACAAGACAACUCUGAAUAUGAGGCCAAAACAAGACUGCAGAAAUUUUCAGACAGUGCCUCCAUAAGCUCAGCAGACCUUUUUGAUGAUCCAAAGAAACCGACUGCGAGUUCGUAUCGUCUGACCAACAUGCUGCCCAAUGCUCCUGACAUGUCACAGCUCAAACUCGGAGUGCGCACAGUCGCAGGAAAACUCUCUGUUAUGGCCAGUGGCGUAGUUAACUCCAUUCAGGAUCAAUACAACUCCUGAGUCGUGUUGUCCUGUUGAGUUCAACGUCUGGUGAUUACCAACCAGAGUUGGAUCACUUUCCCAGUGAGUGCUGGUUCCUUAUCUGGGGAGACAAGGACAGAUCAAUCAGUGCUUUGGGCGAAUCUGCCCUAUGACACAUCAAAAUUUACCCCAGGAAUAGCCCAUACACAUCUAUAUCUGGUUUGUUUUGGGUUUUUUUUUUUUUUUUUUUUUUUAAGAUCAUGUAUAUACAACCAUUGCUAGAAUCAAGAUGGCUGUAGCACAGUAUUCGUUCCUCUGCAGGCACCUGGAAGGGGAAUCUCUGUGUAUAAUGCAGUCAUGAGGAAUAUUUGCAAUAUAAUAAACAUUUGCUUUGAGGUUUUGGUUAUAAAUGUUUAUUAAAACUGUAUGUAGCAGUCUGAAGAUUUGUGAUGUUAUGAAGGAGGGAUUUUCUUUUUUAAUUCCUUUAUUACUUAACUGGUUAAAACACUCAUUCAUCACACGCACUCUGUGUUGUAUUGUCUUGCACAUUCCCACAUGUUUGAAAGUGUCCUUUCUGUCCCCAAAGUGCACUUAUGUUUGCUCUUCCACAGACAUGACCAGAAGCUGAUAACAAGGCCUUCGGGGACCAGAUAUAUAUAUAUAUAUUUUUAAAUUGAGUACAUCAGUUAUGUAAAUUGAUACCUAGCACUUAAGUGUCAUUAUCUUGCAAAUAGCCAUGUUUUUAUUUUAGGUUAUGCAUCUGGCAUAGUAAAAAAAAUUGACAUGAAGCUUGAGCAACUAUUAAACACUAAGUUUAAAGGCAUUUUAGGAAAUGUGCUUAUUUGUUUCCCUGCUGAGAAUUAAGUGCAUUUUCCAAAAUGCCAAGCUGUUCCUUUAAAAACAGGGAAUCAAAGUAAAAGCAAUAGAAUCCUUCUUGAUGUAAAUAUGCCAGCUGUACUCCAUGUAAAUUCAUUUUUCUUCAGACUCAUUGCUUUGAAUUGGACACUUUAAAAUGUAAUCAGGAAAAAAUAUCAACUUUAUUGAUUUAUUGAAUGAAGGGGGGGGGGGCUCUGUUUGAUUUAUUUUCUAAUAGCAUGUUCUUUAAAGCUAGGUUUUGCCACUAUGGUGGGACUUUUUUUUUCUUUUACUUUCACACCCCAGUGUAUAUCAGUACAUGUCCAAUGGAAAAAAAA